Messenger RNA from Diachasma alloeum, 645 nucleotides. RefSeq lists its product as uncharacterized. NCBI's taxonomy places the organism in Eukaryota, Metazoa, Arthropoda, Insecta, Hymenoptera, Braconidae. Bases 195 to 575 code for a protein of 126 amino acids. The record is from RefSeq and is a predicted model, not a curated record. The transcript is spliced from 3 exons. Gene Ontology annotation, biological process: sleep; regulation of synaptic transmission, cholinergic; positive regulation of voltage-gated potassium channel activity.
ACAAUCCACUUUGAACGAACUUUGAUCAAGGUUGAACGAUUAGAUAAAUAAUUCAAUGGGUUCCUCCGAAAUCAUCAGUUUAAAAUCGAGGAGCGAGGUGGGUGGCCCUUCAUUUACGGAUAAUUCAUCCAAGUCAUCACAUCGCUCUUCCAUUUCGGGCAGCGUCACAAGUGUUUCUACAAGUUGAAGUGAAAAUGAGAGGAUUGGUGUUCAUCGCUGUCAUUGCUGUCGCAAUCGCUGUCGGCGAAUCUCUAGAAUGUUAUCAUUGCGAGCAGUGUCAAGAUCCUUUCCGCAAAGCAGAUGCCAAACCCUUCAAUUGUACCUAUUCAGACGCCUGUCAAAAAGUAGAUGUCACACUCACCAAUGGAACUGUAUGGACAACGCGCACGUGUGCUUCGGUAGCGUCACUCAGAACAGUCGACUCCAGGAAAGCAGAAUCAGUGUAUCCGGCUUCGGCAGUUUUCAAUAUUUGUAAAGAGAACCUUUGUAACGGAGCCACUUCCAUCGCUUCAACAUCCUUAUUCCUAACAUUCGUCAGCGUUAUUUUUGCUGGGCUCGCUAUUAAUCGAAAGUAAUUAUGAAGUAAUUAUGAAUUGUUGAUUUUAGAUAGCACACAACUGUGGAAAUAUAUUGAGUUCAAAACAA